AUGUUUCUCAUUAGACACAACUCAGCUCAGUACAUCGUUCAUAGAAUACAAAUCUCCCGCACAAUCUUCAACACAACUGGCCUAGCCUUCAAACACAAUAUGAAGUUCACCGCUGCUCUCUUCGUCCUGGCCUUCGCCCAGAAGGUCCUUGGCAAUCCUGUUGUCCAUGUAAGCACAACGGAUACCAUGGUUGAUGUUGGAGAUCUGGACCUCUUCAAAGAGACCUGGCAGGCCAUCUACGCAGCCGCAGGAAACCAGCACGCCAUUACUUCACACACCGAAAACGUUGUGGUCCAGGUCAAACCUUGCAACAUAGACAAAAGUCACACCCGUCAGAUCACCAUUACGAUCGAGGGUGCCUGGGACGAUGUCAAUGGCAGACAUCACGAGAUUCGGGACGCCAUGGUUGAAGCUGCUUGGAAAACAAUCCAAGACUUUUCUGCCAAGAAAGAGUAUAACGUAUGGAGGAACUGCUGCAGAAACACUAUCGGUUCUGUCUGCAGUCAGAGAGGAUGCGACGGCGGUUGCGGCUGCGCGGAGGACGGCAAUGAAGCCAUCAGGUGUGACGACCUCCACCACGGACAUCAUGUUCCCGCUAUUCUCAAUGUCUCGGUUGAAAAGCACGGCGAACUCAGCGGAAAUCGCCUUAGGAUUGCCUUUUCCUCCCAGGCUGCUGAGGAGCUGGGCGGCUGUCACGUGGCUGCCGGUAUUGUGAAGGACCUUGCUGGAUUUGUUUUUCCCCCGGUUGUCGGAGCUCUGGUUGGAGUUGGUAUUGAUCUCUCGUGUGCCUAG
Verticillium alfalfae VaMs.102 is the source of this 792-nucleotide messenger RNA. RefSeq lists its product with no specific name. The record is from RefSeq and is a predicted model, not a curated record. The coding region runs from base 1 to 792 and encodes 263 amino acids. The transcript is spliced from 2 exons. Lineage: Eukaryota; Fungi; Ascomycota; Sordariomycetes; Glomerellales; Plectosphaerellaceae.